CAGGCUUUAACAGUGCUCCACUUCCGCUGCAGUAAAAAAAGGGGGCCGCAAUGGCCAUGACAUGCGGAUAGGGAGCACAGAACCAACCUGUAAUGAACACGUCUCUCAGGCCGGAGCUGGAAAUGGAGGUUUAAGUGGAGGUCCACCAGUCCGGAGCCAGAUUAUGGUGUGAUUGGAGUGAAACAUUCAGAGGCUUACCUCAGUGAAUAUGAGAAGUCGAGAGGCAAGGGUGUGGCCUGAUCGCAAAAAAGUUCAUUCGAAAGAAUACAUCAGGGGGAAGUGGAGAGAAAGCCACAUAUGUACGCUGGGGGAUGAAGUACAAAUUGUCGUUUGAUUUUAGGGCGACUGUCUGCAACAUGAAGCUUGUGUUUGCACAAAGAAACUUUUGUUGUUUCUGCUUUUUCAGGUUGUAAGACAAACCAAACUAUGUCCUAACGCUCCAGCUUUUACAUCUCAACUCCAAUGCAACACAGCUCACAGAGGAAACAACCUGCACCCAACAACAUGCACUGAAGCAAAGGAAACAGGAGGAGCAGCAGCACAGUGAAAUCUCUGAUAUGUGCAGCACUUCUGCAAAGUCACUGUCACAUUAACCAAGUUGGUCAACACAUCCAGCAGCCGACACGGACAGUCAGUCAGGUUGACGGUCACAAACGGAGCAGCUCAGGGGGGGAGGCCGGCCUGAAUGUAAGGUGAAAACAGCCGGCAGGAAGACAUGAGGAGAGUUCGGAGAAAAGGGGCGAACAAAGAGAAGGUGUUUGGAUGUGAUCUGCUGGAGCACCUGAACGCCUCUUCUCAAGAGAUUCCUCUGGUGUUGCGAAGCUGCAGUGAGUUCGUUGAGACACAUGGAAUCGUGGACGGGAUCUACAGAUUAUCUGGAGUCUCGUCCAACAUACAGAAACUGAGGGGUGAGUUUGAGAGCGAUGGGAGUCCGGAGCUGAACAAGGAUCUGUACCUGCAGGACAUCCACUGUGUCAGCUCGCUGUGCAAAGCGUAUUUCAGAGAGCUGCCAAACCCUCUGCUCACAUACCAGCUGUAUGACAAGUUUGCUGAGGCUGUGGCCAUCCAGCUGGAGGAGGAGAGGCUGGUAAAGAUCAGAGAUGUGCUGAAAGAACUACCGAGACCACAUUACAGGACUCUGGAGUUUCUGAUGCGCCACCUUGUCAGAAUGGCCUCAUACAGCUCAGAGACCAACAUGCACGCCAGGAACUUGGCCAUCGUGUGGGCCCCCAAUCUGCUCAGGUCGAAGGACAUCGAGGCGUCUGGGUUUAACGGUACAGCGGCCUUCAUGGAGGUCAGAGUUCAGUCCAUCGUGGUGGAGUUCAUCCUCACACACGUCCCUCAGCUGUUUCCCGAAGCAGGUGAUUCAAACGAGAGGAGGAAGUCCCUCCCCUCCCCGACAGCAGCGUGCGUGCCAGAGGAAUUUUUCAGAUCUCAGCCUGUCCCCAACUUUGGUAACAUCAGUCCCGGAGACGGUCCUCUCGCCAUAAGACCCUACCACGCUAUCAUCGAAGGCACUGACAAGAGGAAAGGAUCUCUCAAAGGCAGGAAGUGGAUGUCCAUCUUCAACAUCGGAGGUCGAUUCCCCGACCCACGACGGAGACACAAACACUCAGCCAAAGAGAAAGAGAGGCAGGUUCUGAGACCAGCAAGAAGUAUGGACUCCCUGAGUACACCGCCCUAUCCAAAUGAAGAUUCUGUUCCAGGUUGCAGACGUCCUGCCCAGCGCCCUCCUUCCAACAACAUCCCAACACCCUCUCCCCUCAUCACCUCGUCCCCAAAGCCUGGCUUGGAUGUCACGGUAUCCACCGGUGCACUAGGUGGGAGUGAAUACGCGGUAACCUACCGCAGGGGAACUGGGUUAGUUAGCGGGGGAACCCAGGGCACCUACACUGCUCUUGACCCUGAAGGUUUAGGACUGACAGGCAAUGAGACUCUCCAGUCCAGAUCCCCAGGGAUCUCCACUAAAGUAGGCCGAAGAGCAGCCAUGCACAUAACGGGACCCACCAUGGUUACAGUGCCCCUGCAUAUCACCUCUAACCUGGCAUUAGGGGUGCUUCAAGGGGGCGGGGGCGACAGGAUCAUCCAUCGUGGCAGGGAUAAGGAUGGAGGGGACAGGGUGGAAGGUAAGGAGGGAGGAGAGAAAGUGGAGAGGAGGGAAAGCAGAGUCAUUGAAAAGAAGGUGGAAGAAAGCAGACAGGUUGAGGAGGAGGAGGAGGAGAUAAAUCACAGGGAGAAAGUCUUGGAUGCAGAGGAGACUGCAGUGCCGGAUGACGGAGGGGAGGAAGGAGGUGAAGAAAAGAACGAGGACGAGGAAGAGCUGGUGACGGGAGGUCGAGGUGUGUCCCGAGAAGAACGAAUCAGGAGCUUCAGCGCCUCCAACACUGAUGAAGAUAAUGAAGAAGAUGCUGUCAUCAGUGACUACAUGGAUAUGAAAGGGAUGCAGCCGGUCGAUUUUCAGCCAGAGGUGACUGAUCAUGACGAUGACGGUGUGUAUGAUUCUUUUAACGUGCUCAGCUCAGCUGAAGUGGAGGGAGACGACCUGGGACUGUCCGGUUACGUUCAAGAUAACUUUGACUUCCUCGACCAGAUGGACUGCAGCGCCAUGGACCACAUGGACUGCAGUGUGCCGUGUCAGGUGAACGAGUUCUCUGUUGAACCUCCUGGUCACUCGGAUGAUGAGUAUGAAGUCAUGGAGCAAGCUCAGACCUCCUGUCAGCCUGCAGAGGUCCAGACACACGUGCAGCCAGACCCUGAGACACGCACCCGCAGUCAGACCGAGUUAAACCCACACAGGCCGCUCAGCCUCGACAUAAACAGCCGACACACUAAAUCCCUCAGCCUGCCUUACAUGACCUCACCUGUCCGCGGACCGGAGGACUCUUCCUCUGAAGACGAGGUCGAAGGGGACGACAGUGAUGAAAAUUAUUACAGUAGUGACGAUGACAAUGACAGCAUGUUUGUUAAAAGCCUCCCCCCUGAUUUCUUUUUAAGCAAUCUGCCCGACUUUAAACCAGACACUGAUGAACAAGACUGUUGCGCUCACGAUGGAGUUCCUGCAUGUCAGUUUCAGAGCUGCGAGGAACGGGAAUGCCAGCCACAGAACCAUGAAUGUCCUGCAUGUGAAGAAUCACAUGCAGGAGAUGAGGAGCAGAUAGAAGUGAGAGACAAAGUAGACGAAGAUCAAGGUCGGGAAGCAAAGGAGAUAACAAAGACAGAAGAGGAAGAUAACGUUUACCAGGAAGGAGAGCAGCUGGAAAACAACAAGCAGAGCAAACCAACGGAGGAAGACUGCAGUGUCAUGGAAGACACUCAAAGUGACAAAGAACAGCGUAUUUCUUCAGAGGCUUCAACGCACUGCUGCGCCGAGUUUCCACUGCCGAGCGAUGACGAAUCAAGCACUAUGACUUACACAACAGUGGAGGAGGAGAAGGAAGUGGUUGAUAAUCCUUACAGAGAUUAUCUACCUUGUCAGGCAGUUUCUAGUGUCACGCAGAGAGAAAGUGCUGACGUGUUAUUAGAGGAGUCCAGAGACUUUUCUGCAGGGGCGACAGAACAGCCCGGAAUCUGUGUUAGAGAGGAUGCAAUGGAGAAAGACAGUGAUGAGGGAGAUGGCUGGAGGGUAUGCAAAGAGAUAGACGACAUGUGUCAUGAAAUGGGUCAGGAAAUGAAGGAGGAUGAUUGGGAGGUGUGUGAGGAAACCGCUGAGGAAGAGAUAAAACCUGAAGAAACGAUGCAGGGAGUCGGCAAAGAGCAGGAUAGUGCAAUUUGUGGGACGAGCAAUGACACUGGUGAUGAAUUAGAGGAUGAAGAAGAAGCGCAGGUUGAGAAGAAGGGUGCAAGAGAAAGUGUCAGGGAGGGAGAUGGGAUGGAAGAUGUUAAAGUUGCAGAGGAGGAGGAGGAGGAGGAAGAACAGUUAGAAAAGGUCUCAGAGGAAAUGGUGGAAGAUGGCGAAGGAGGGACAAAGGAGGCAGAGGUUAGAAUAGAGGUUGUAGAGGAUUCAAAGCUCACAGACACAGAGAUGCAACGAGAGUUUGAGGAGAAAGAGACAAACUUACCAAACACAAGUGAACAAGAUGAAGCAAUUCAAAGGCAGCGCGCCAUGAAUGACAAAACACAGCAACUCCACAGAGAAGAAGUUGUUUCGAAAGAAAAAGAGAACAAUGAUGAGAGAGCUGGUGAGCACAAUACAAAACCAAGUGUAGACAAGCAGGUGAAAGAGGUCAGGUCUGAUAAGAAGGAAGAGGGCAGAAAGCAUGAGGAAAAUGACAGCAGCCAAGGAGGAGUAGGAAGGAAGUUGGUCGUCUUCAAAAAUCCCAAAGUUUACCAAGUAAAAGCAGUGCCGGUCGUGCCUCCGAAGCCUCAGCAUUGCAAAAUCACCGCCCUGACCCUCCGACAGCAGCAGCAGCAAAGAGAGAGAAGGGACGCCGGCUCCGUGGGGACGACGCUGAGAGUCCCGGCGGAGCAGGACAAAGUUAGCGCGGGAGGGGAACAGGGGAAAGACGGAGACAGGGAUGGAGAGAGGGAAAGGAGGAGGGAGGGGGAUGAAGGCGCCACGAGCAGAAACAGUCCCCUGAGCAUGUGUUUCGACGAGGCCGUUGCCAUAGCAACCAUGAGGCGAGAAAAAGAGAAAGGAUGCGAGAAGGAGAAGGAGAGGCAGAGGGAUCGGGGGAAUGAAGUACAGUGAAAGGGUUUUUUUUUUUUUUUAUGUCUGUAUGUUGAUGGAAGUGUACAAACUAUUUUUCUGUGUAGCAUAAAGGGCUGUAUGUUUCCUGUGCUGGUCCAGUAUAAAUUACAACAACAGUAUUGUCUAUGCAAUGCUACUAAAGAUGAUUAGGGUGGAAACUAAUAGGUUUUAUGUUAAAGGGUUUUCCUGUUACAUUAGAUAGAGAAGUGGAGCAAGCUGACAGGAAAUAAGGGGAAAAGAGGUGGCAUGAUACAGAGGUCCCCAACCGGACCAGGACUGAUACAAACACCUGGUCAGUGUGUCGAACCCCUAUAGGUCACAAGGACCCAGCCAGGAAGCUAAUAAAUACAUAUAGCUGCAGUGGCAAAGGUUAUUAAGUUAAAAAUAAAUAAACUGAAACUGAAAGCAAACACACAAAAGGUAUUAACAGUGAAGUGCUGCUGAAACAUGUUGAGGAUGAAAUAUUUUAAAAUCCGUUCUGCAGGUCUGAAAAACAAAACAAACAUCCCGUCAUCCGUCAUUUGAUUUUAAACAAAAGUAAAAGAAAAAGGUUUAGCCUUAAAAAAAUCCAGCUCACUCCUGUUUGCACUAGUCUGAUUAUACAAUGCUUUGUAAUUAAAUAGAGUAUAUGUAUGUAUACAGUUUAUGUAUAAUAAGCAGUUGGCAAGUAACGUGGUAAAAUAGUAGAUUUGAAAGAGCAGAGAAGAUGAAGGGAUAAAAAUCUGCAAAAGUCUUUGUCUGCAAACAUUUUUGGAUUAUGUGAAUAAAUAUAUGUUUCCAA
Larimichthys crocea (large yellow croaker) is the source of this 5468-nucleotide messenger RNA. RefSeq names its product rho GTPase-activating protein 30 (gene arhgap30). The transcript is spliced from 13 exons. Gene Ontology annotation, molecular function: GTPase activator activity. Gene Ontology annotation, biological process: small GTPase-mediated signal transduction. Lineage: Eukaryota; Metazoa; Chordata; Actinopteri; Sciaenidae. The record is from RefSeq and is a predicted model, not a curated record. Bases 716 to 4687 code for a protein of 1323 amino acids.